Messenger RNA from Funneliformis mosseae, 165 nucleotides. The record is from the annotation of a GenBank genome assembly. Lineage: Eukaryota; Fungi; Glomeromycota; Glomeromycetes; Glomerales; Glomeraceae.
ACCUCAUUGCAAAUGCUAAUAAACAUAACGGGGACAAAGCCAAACGCCUUUAUUGCGUAUAGAAUGGCGAUUCAUGGGGAGUCAAAUGAAGUUACUCCCCAUGAAAAUGUUUUCAAAGGGUGGCCAGGUUCUGUCCGAACCUUAAACAAGGGAGAUGAUUGCUAG